This is a messenger RNA of Dufourea novaeangliae, 1257 nucleotides long. RefSeq names its product dopamine N-acetyltransferase-like. The transcript is spliced from 4 exons. NCBI's taxonomy places the organism in Eukaryota, Metazoa, Arthropoda, Insecta, Hymenoptera, Halictidae. The record is from RefSeq and is a predicted model, not a curated record. Gene Ontology annotation, molecular function: N-acetyltransferase activity. Bases 194 to 982 code for a protein of 262 amino acids.
CGCAGUAUUAGAUUACCACCUCGACGUCAACAACGAGCAUCGUGUGUUAUUGGCAAAGUCUACCACGGUGCCACAGCAGCACACCAGUGAACCUGUCGGAUGUAACGAAUCGAUACACGUUGCGCCCGAAAUUUCCAUAAAACCAUAACCACCCUCCACGUGAUCGUUAAAUUCACCGGAAAUCAUUUCGAUCAUGGAUACUAUACUGGCCACUGAUCGCGGAAAUUCCGCUACUAUCGACGUUGGCAAAGGUCAGACGAACUUCGCGAAAGAUGUGCCGAAAAUCUCGAAGUACACGCUGGCGGAUACAACGGCCCCGAAAAAUAUCGGCAUGGAUUACCACAUUCAAGUGAUCACGAAAGAUGACAAACUUCGGAUACUAAAAUUCCUCAGGCGGUUCUUCUUCAGGGACGAACCGCUUAAUCACUCGAUCCAGCUGAUACCAGAGAGCGAGGACAGCACCUGCCUCGAGUUGGAGGAAUAUUGCAGCACGUCCUCGAUGGAAAACAAUCUCAGCGUGAUGGCGGUUUCGACGAGCAGCACUAUAGUAGGGAUCGCGUUAAAUGGAAAAAUGGAACCUGCGAGCGAGGAGGAACCGGAAUACAUCACCACCUGCAAAAAUCCGAAAUUUCAGAAGAUCCUCAGGCUAUUGCACCACGUGGAUAGAAACGUGACCCGUGACGGACAGUUCCGAGGGUUGAAUGUCCUCGAGGUUAGGAUAAUUUCUGUGGACACCAACUGGAGGGGCAAAGGUAUCGGCAAAGCUCUUAUGGAGAAAACGACUGAAAUCGGAAGGGAGAAUGGAUUUCAUAUUAUGCGCGUUGACUGUUCGUCCUUCUUCUCUGGCAAACUUUGCGCGGGAUUGGGCUUCGAACUGAUAUAUAAGCUACCGUACGCAGAAUAUUUAGACGAAGACGGUAAACCUAUAUUUUCACCGGCACUUCCGCACACGGCAGUUGUUACGUAUAUUAAGAAAUUGUGAAGCAUAGCGCAAUCUGUAUUCAACGUCGUGUACCUGCUUAGUUGUUCAGGAUUACUCCGCAAAACCAGAAACGUACUCUUAAUGAACACAUACACUAUUAUAUAUGUACACUCGCUGGCUACUCGACGAAUACGUUCCUUUCUAUAUAUGUAUCUUUUCUAAUGUCUCUAUUUAUUUAUUACCAGACUGCGGAUGUGUAUGUGCUAAUGCAUAGUAGGGCUAAUUUAUACUAAUUCGACUUGAAUAAACAUUUAUCUGCUCUCCUAAGGGUUUUA